Messenger RNA from Rotaria sp. Silwood2, 672 nucleotides. The record is from the annotation of a GenBank genome assembly. Lineage: Eukaryota; Metazoa; Rotifera; Eurotatoria; Philodinida; Philodinidae.
AUGGAAAAUAAAACAUUUUUAAGUGCGAUGCUUUAUUUUCAUAAAGUUGUAUUUAAGGAGCAAUAUGAUCCUUUUAUGGUACUUGCUCACGUUUGUCUUUUGAAGGAAAAAUUCAUCAUCAGCAAUGUUGCUGAAGAAGUUAAAGAAAUAUUACCAUUGAAUCAACGUACACCUCAAAAUUUACAAGUAUGUUACAAGAAAGGUGAUAUUUAUAUGGCUGUUAUGUAUGCGAUUGAUCAAAAAGAUUUCUAUAUGACUUUAAAAAUCAAUGAAAGAAAAUCGUCUCCUAAGCUUCUACAUACAGCUAAUUAUAUUAAUGAAGGAAAAUUCUAUGAUGAAGAAGAAUUAAUGAAAAUAAAACUUGAAGAAGAAAGUGGAAUAAAUAUUCAUUGUAUCGAUUCAAAUGGAUGGUCAAUUGGUGAUAAUAAUAAUACUAUUUCAACAAAAAAAAAAACAACAAAUACAUUUAUGAAUGAAAUAGAUGAAAAUGAUAACACACUAUGUGGAAAUCAACGUGUUACAGUACCAUUAACAAUAACAAUGUUAAUUAUUGCAGCAUUUAUAUGGAUUGGUUCAGCAAUAUUCAAUAGUUUUGAACAAUGGUCUAUGACUCAAGCGGGAUAUUUUCGUUUUAUUACAGUAGGUAUAGAGAAUAUUAAACAUAGAAUAUGA